AAGGGGGAAGUCCAAAAUGUCAUCUGGUAACACUGUAUACCAGCUGAUUGAAGCGUCCUACAAUUUAUUCUCAAUAAAUACAAACAAAAAUAUAAAAUAUAUAAAUACAAACAAAAUGGCCACGAAAAAAGUGUGCCGAGUUUGUCAGAAUAGUACCGGCGUCAUGGUAAACAUAUUCGAUGGAGCGGGAAAUCAGGAUGCGGGGAUUUCUGUUGCCGACAUGAUUUCGCAAUGCACUGGAUUUCCAGUUGCAAAGGACGAUCCGUAUCCCGAUACGAUAUGCCUAACUUGUUUGAUGGACACACAGAAUGCCUUCAAGAUGAAGGAAACCUACAAGAGGAGCCGCCAAACAUUUGCCUCUGAAAACGGAUUAAACAAUGAUAUAAAUAUGGAUCUGCUCGAUGCGCGAAGAGACUCAUAUGAAGUUGUAGAUUGGAGCGACACCGAUCCUUUGGAUGCUCAAGAUCCUGGCCCCUCCAAUUGUCUCGUAAAAAACGAACCCAUUAUAGACGGGGUUGAUACAUUUCAAGUAGAAAAUAUAAAUGAUAAUGAACCUUUAAAGUGCCCCUACUGUUCAAAAACCUGUAAGGACGAAUCGCAGCUGAAAGUACACAUCGCAACUCAUGAUACCGAGCCCCCCAAAAAGAAGUGCUGUGAAGAAAUGAAUGAAAAACUCAAUGAUCUUCAAAAGCAAAUGAAUUUUAUGAAUGAUAACAUGGAAAAAAAGCUAAUUGAGAUUGAAAGAAUUUCAAACCUUAUAAAUAACAAAAUUAAUGUAUGUAUUGAAGAAAAUUCUUUGCAAGAGGAAUUUGGAGCAUUCCCUAUCGAAAAUAAAUCCAAAUUGAUGGAAAUGAAUGAAAAGAUUGGAUCAAAUACAUCAAAAUAUAUUAAACUCUUUAGAAACAUGCUCCAUCCUGAAGGUCUAAAAAAUUUGCCAAAAAUUUUGUCUAAAAAUGUAAUAAUUAAUUUAAAUUAUACUGGCGAAUAUGGCAAAACCUCACUAAUCGAGUGUGUGCACAUAAACAACGCCUUAAUGGCGGCUACACAUAAAGAAGGAAAAUCCACCAAAGACUUUGAGCUAGAAAUAAGAAGGGUAAUCAAAAAGUAUAAAAACGAAUAUUACAAAAACAAAACAAAACUACUAAUCAUUGUCGAGGAAGAAAGGAUGGAAACGACAAAGGAUCUUAGUCAGUGCUAUGUGCCACUACCAAAAUAUUCUUUCCAAGUUAAAAACGAACCUAUUUUUGACGAUGAAUUUGCAGAGGAAGAACUUUGCAUGGAAUUUAGUUUUGAGGCGGAUUGCAUUGUAAAGGAGGAAGAGGAGGCCGAGGACAAAAUCGAGGACGAGGCCACUUCCUGCAAGAAUAUCGAGGACCAUACCAUUUCCAUGCCUAAUCAGAAGCAACGUUUUAAUUGCACCUACUGUUCACAAUCCUUCAGCCGCCAAUCUCAUCUAAGGGACCACACUUUAAGACAUACCGGCGACCGACCAUUUCAGUGCUCCUUCUGCCCACAAGCUUUUGCCAAAAGGUGCAACCUUAAAGCCCACGUCCGAACACACACAGGAGAGAGACCAUUCAAGUGCUCGGAGUGUUCGAAGGCAUUUGCAAAGAAAUCAUAUCUUCGCCAUCACAUCUUUACCCACACCGGAGAACGACCAUACCAAUGUUUAAGUUGCCUGAAGACUUUUUCGCAUGGUUCAGCUCUCAGGGAACACACCAAAACGCACAUACAGGAUAGACCUUACAAGUGCUCCCAAUGCCCAAAGUCCUUUGAGAGAAUGAAAACGUUGGAGGUUCAUUCGAGGAUUCACUCGGACGAGAGAUCUCAUAGCUGUACCAUUUGCCAGAAGUUUUUUAAAAAGAAAUUUGAUCUCACCACGCACAUGCGGACUCACACGGGCGAACGUCCCUUUAAAUGUUCACAUUGUUCCAAAUCUUUCACGCAAAAACAAACUCUUAACAGGCACAUCAGGAUCCAUAAGCAAGAUGAUCUGCAAGGAUGACUUUGUAACUUUUGUUGACUUGCGCAUUAAAUGUGGGAUUAUUUUUAUGUAUUUCCGUUUUUAACAGAGUAUUAUUUAAAUGUAUUAUUUAUAAAAGCGCUGACUAAUUUUCUAAAAAUUAUGUUUAUAAUUAAAAUUAAAACUAAGAAGCAGUAGAAAUUUUAUGGCAUUUUUCAAACACAUUUUAGCCAAUAUCUUAGCCAGUUUACAUCCGAUUUGAAAAAGGAGUACCAUUUACAAAUCAGGACUCCAAUCCGCUUCGACCUGUUUCAAAAUAUGGGAGACAAAAUUUUCAUCGAUUUUUGGUAAAACUCGUAAUGUUACCCCUUUUGUGUUAAAAAAACAAAUUGUUUUAAAAAAUCCUUGCAUAACAGAGGGGAAUAUUUUAAAUAUUAAAUCAACAUUUUUUUACACAACUUUUUAUUUAUUAAAUAAACUUUCAAAAUUAAAGUACGUAUACAAAAAAACAUAAUUCAUCAAUACAAAUUUAAUGUAUAGUUUUUUUUUAAUAGUUUAGCAGCUUAGUUUAGUUACUGUCUUUCUUAUUCUAUUAUAAAAAUGAUACAUAAUAUAUUCCAAACUAAUGUAUAGCUUUGGGCUUAAGAAACAUAAUAGAUCUGGUAGCAAUAUAAAAGACUUUAACAAUUUUUCGUGUUAAAAAAAAAAAAAAGGAUUCCAGUCCGAAUUCUAAAAAACACAUCUGUGAACCGCCAUAUGUUGUUGCAAAUGCGAAUGUUUCUUGAAUUUUCUCUGACACUCGGGACAUUUUAAACAUCGAUCUCCCGUGUGAACGCUGUCAAUGUGCAUUUCAAGACUGUUUUCGGACAGGUAUAUAAAUACCCGUACAUCAUUAGAUUAUUUUCUCGAGUUUCGCAAUCUCUGAUAAUUAAGCGAAAAAUAUUUAUUGAUCUUUAUAUUGAUUCUUGAUUAUACUUUUUUCUGAUGAGUCGCCUUCUUUAUAAAGUUUUUACAUUCUUUGUCAAAUUCUCUAGAGGAUUUGCUUUAAAAUUAUAAAAAUGAAUGGGACGCACAAAACGCAUCCGAUUCUGAAACAGAAUACUACAAAAUAGGUACAUAAUUAUGUGAUGUAUAAGAUACAUUCAUUUUGAUUUAUAAAAAAGUAAUAAAUGAAUUUUU
Molecule: messenger RNA, 3142 nt
Organism: Drosophila ananassae
Lineage: Eukaryota; Metazoa; Arthropoda; Insecta; Diptera; Drosophilidae
Product: zinc finger protein 91
Exons: 8
Coding region: 17-2005 (662 amino acids)
Biological process (GO): regulation of transcription by RNA polymerase II
Cellular component (GO): nucleus
Molecular function (GO): RNA polymerase II cis-regulatory region sequence-specific DNA binding; zinc ion binding; DNA-binding transcription factor activity
Source: RefSeq, a predicted model, not a curated record